UGCGGGCGGGCGGAGCGCGGGGCCGCGGGCGCGGGCGGGCGAGCACGCGCGGGGCCGGCGGCACUUCGAGGCACUGACGUUUAACCGCCCGCGCCCCCCGCCCCCGGCGCCCGGGCCCCGGUUGGCCGUCGCCAAGCCCCCGCCCCUCCCCCGGAGGCCUCCCGGCCGGAACCGAUCGGGGCUGGUUUGAGCUGGUGCGUCUCCAUGACGACGCGCGCGGUAUAAGUAGCGGCGCGGCGCGCAGCCGGCUUUGUCAGUCCCUGCAGCCGCCGCCGCCGGCCGCCCUCAGCCAGCAGCUCGGCGCCACCUCGGGCCGGCGUCUCGGGCGGGCGGGAGCGAGGCGGCUGACGGGCGCGGCGGGGGCGGCGGGCGGCCGAGCGCUCCUCCGGCUCCGGCUCCGGCUCGGGCUCGGGAUCGGCGCGGCGAGGCGCGGUGCGGCGCGGCGAGGCGCGGUGCGGCGCGGCUCGGCGGCGGCAUCUCCAUGGGUCCGGCCCGCGGCGCCCGGGCGCUCUGAGACUGUUUCCACUGCUGGUCUGAGGACACAGGAUUUGGAUUGUGAGAAGCUGGAAAUAAUUUGUUUAAAUUUCAUCUCUUAGUUUUCCAUCUUGUUGCAUUUCUGAGGCACAUCAAGAAGCCAUGAACAGCUUCAGUAAUGAAGAGUUCGACUGCCACUUCCUCGAUGAAGGCUUCACUGCCAAGGACAUUCUGGACCAAAAAAUCAAUGAAGUGUCGUCUUCUGAUGAUAAGGAUGCCUUUUAUGUCGCAGACCUUGGAGACAUUCUAAAGAAACAUCUAAGAUGGUUAAAAGCUCUUCCUCGUGUCACCCCCUUUUAUGCAGUCAAAUGCAAUGAUAGCAGAGCCAUAGUGAAGACCUUAGCUGCCAUUGGGACAGGGUUUGAUUGUGCUAGCAAGACUGAAAUACAGUUGGUGCAGAGUCUCGGAGUGCCUCCAGAGAGGAUUAUCUAUGCAAAUCCUUGUAAACAAGUGUCUCAAAUUAAAUACGCUGCCAGUAUUGGAGUCCAAAUGAUGACUUUUGACAGUGAAGUCGAGUUGAUGAAAGUUGCCAGAGCUCAUCCAAAGGCAAAGUUGGUUUUGCGGAUUGCCACUGAUGAUUCCAAAGCAGUCUGUCGCCUCAGUGUUAAAUUUGGUGCCACACUCAAAACCAGCAGACUUCUUCUGGAACGAGCUAAAGAAUUAAAUAUUGAUGUCAUUGGUGUUAGCUUUCACGUGGGGAGUGGCUGCACUGAUCCUGAGACCUUCGUGCAGGCCAUCUCUGAUGCCCGCUGUGUCUUUGACAUGGGAGCUGAGGUUGGUUUCAGCAUGUAUCUACUUGAUAUUGGUGGUGGCUUUCCUGGAUCUGAGGAUGUGAAGCUUAAAUUCGAAGAGAUCACCAGUGUGAUCAACCCAGCACUGGACAAAUACUUUCCAUCAGACUCUGGAGUGAGGAUCAUAGCUGAGCCAGGCAGAUACUAUGUUGCCUCAGCUUUCACGCUUGCAGUUAAUAUCAUUGCCAAAAAAAUCGUUUUAAAGGAACAGACAGGCUCUGAUGAUGAAGAUGAGUCAAGUGAACAGACCUUUAUGUAUUACGUGAAUGAUGGAGUGUACGGAUCAUUUAAUUGCAUCCUUUAUGAUCACGCACACGUGAAGCCCCUGCUGCAGAAGAGACCUAAACCAGAUGAGAAGUACUAUUCAUCCAGCAUAUGGGGACCAACAUGUGAUGGCCUUGAUCGGAUUGUUGAGCGGUGUGACCUGCCUGAAAUGCAUGUAGGUGAUUGGAUGCUUUUUGAAAACAUGGGCGCAUACACUGUUGCGGCUGCUUCUACUUUCAAUGGAUUCCAGAGGCCAACUAUCUAUUAUGUGAUGUCAGGACCAACAUGGCAAUGUAUGCAGCAAAUCCAGAACCAUGGCUUCCCACCCGAAGUGGAGGAGCAGGACGUCGGCACUCUGCCUGUGUCUUGUGCUCAGGAAAGCAGCAUGAAACGUCCCUCAGCAGCGUGUGCCUCCACUAGUAUCAAUGUGUAGAUGCCACUCUUAGCUGUUCACUGCAAGUUUAGCUUAAGUUAAGGAAUCUGGGGGGACCAUUUAACUUAAUUACUGCUAGUUUUGAAUGUCUUUGUAAGAGUAGGGUUGGCACAGAUGCAGCAAUAUGGAGGACUAGAAGAUGGGGUCACACUUAUCUGUGUUCCUAUGGAAACUAUUUGAAUAUUUGUUUUAUAUGGAUUUUUAUUCACUUUUCAAACAAGCUACUAAAGAGUGCCCCCUUAGCUGCCCAGCAAGCAUUUGUAGCUUGUACAAUGGCAGAAUGGGCCAAAAGCUUAAUGUUGUGACCUGUUUUGAAAAUAAAGUAUCUUGAAA
Messenger RNA from Sciurus carolinensis (gray squirrel), 2355 nucleotides. It is a transcript of the gene Odc1, whose product is annotated as ornithine decarboxylase 1. The coding region runs from base 637 to 2022 and encodes 461 amino acids. The transcript is spliced from 12 exons. Lineage: Eukaryota; Metazoa; Chordata; Mammalia; Rodentia; Sciuridae. The record is from RefSeq and is a predicted model, not a curated record. Gene Ontology annotation, molecular function: ornithine decarboxylase activity. Gene Ontology annotation, cellular component: cytoplasm.